CGCGCGGGGCGGCCGGGCCGGGAGCGAGCGGGGCCGGCCAGCCCUGCCUGCUUUAUAUAAUAUUUUUCAUCGCUUGGAUGCUUCGUUAUGAGUCACUAAUUGGAGCAGGAGCUGAAUUAAUCCCUUGUAGCAGCAGUUUUGGGGCUGGGGACACGGCCCAGGUGUGCAGGAGGAGCAGGCUGCUCCUCUCCCCGUGCAGCCCCAUGCCUGCCCUGUGACCGCCCCCAGAGGCUCCCUGAGUGCUGGGCAGCAUGAGGAUCGUGGUGGCCAAGGUGCUGUGCCUGCUGGGGAUCUGUGUGCUGCUGCUGGCCGGGGCCCUGCUGCCCGUCAGGCUCAUCGAGGCCGACUACGAGAAGGCGCAGCGCUCGCGCCGGGCCCUGGCGCUCUGGAACGCCUUCGGCGGCGGCGUCUUCCUGGCCACCUGCUUCAACGCCCUGCUGCCUGCUGUCAGGGGGAAGCUGGACGAGAUCCUCAGGCAGAACAACAUCACCACGGACUACCCUGUGGCCGAGACCAUCAUGAUGGUCGGCUUCUUCCUCUCGGUCUUCGUGGACCAGCUCUUCCUGACCUUGCAGAAGGAGAAACCCUCCUUCAUCGACCUGGAGACCUUCAACGCCGGCUCUGACGCGGGCAGCGACUCCGAGUACGAGAGUCCCUUCAUGGGCUCGGCGCGGGGGCGGGACCACGGCCCCCACUCGCACCUGAACCUGCCCGAGCUGGCGCGCUGCGGCCCCCGCCGCCUGCUGGGGCUGGUCUUCGCCCUCUGCACCCACUCCAUCUUCGAGGGGCUGGCCCUGGGCUUGCAGGAGGACGGCAGCAGAGUGGUCAGUCUGUUCCUGGGAGUGGCCGUGCACGAGACGCUGGUGGCCGUGGCGCUGGGGAUCAGCAUGGCCAAGGCGUCGCUGCCGCUCAGGGACGCGGCCAAGCUGGCGGUGGCCGUGUGCUUGAUGAUCCCGCUGGGGAUCGGCAUCGGGAUGGGCAUCGAGAGCAGCAGGAGCGCCGCGGGCAGCGUGGCCUCCCUGCUGCUGCAGGGCGUGGCCGGCGGCACCUUCCUCUUCAUCACCUUCUUCGAGAUCCUGGCCAAGGAGCUGGAGGAUAAAAGCCACCGGCUGCUCAAGGUGCUGUGCUUGGUGCUGGGCUACGCCGCGCUGGCCGGGCUGGUGCUCAUCCCGUGGUGAGCCUCGGCAUGCAAAGGGAGCAAAACUUGGGCUCUCCCCUCCCACCGGCACCGGGAGGAGCCGCCCCUUUCAGCGCUGGAACGGCCCAGCCCGGGCGGUGUUUCCAUGAUGAGCUCGAGGAGGAGGAGGAGGAGGGGAAUCUCUUCCGUGUGCUCAGAGUGAGGAAUCUCCCCGGGGAUCGGCCCUGCCCCAGGGCCUGCAGGGAUUAGCGGACACAAACAUUCAGGAUCCGGGUAAAAUCUGCUUCCAAGA
Messenger RNA from Catharus ustulatus (Swainson's thrush), 1430 nucleotides. It is a transcript of the gene SLC39A3, whose product is annotated as solute carrier family 39 member 3. The transcript has 4 exons. Bases 252 to 1178 code for a protein of 308 amino acids. The record is from RefSeq and is a predicted model, not a curated record. Gene Ontology annotation, cellular component: plasma membrane. Gene Ontology annotation, biological process: zinc ion transmembrane transport. Gene Ontology annotation, molecular function: zinc ion transmembrane transporter activity. Lineage: Eukaryota; Metazoa; Chordata; Aves; Passeriformes; Turdidae.